GCUCGAUGCUCAACGACCGUAUGUAGUGUUCGUGAAGGUAUUCGAAGCUACUCUAUAUUUUAUUCCAACGAAAAUGAAGAUGUCAUUUCAUAUCGGUGAAAACGAAGUUAUUUUGUUCGACGAAUGGCAUCCGGUAGAUUGGCAAGGUCUUGGAUGGUCGAUGGUUGGUGUUAUUCUCAUAGCGUCUAUAUACGAAGGGAUAAAAAAUUACCGCGAUCAUUUAUACAUCAAUACAACACGUUUAUGGAAAAAUAAAGAAAUUAAUAAUAGAGGAACAUUACUCUUUUCCAAAAUACACUUUCUUCAAACGAUUAUUCAUGUCAUUCAACUGGUCAUAGGAUAUUGUCUUAUGUUGAUAUUCAUGACGUACAAUAUUUGGCUUUGUAUCGCAGUAACAUUGGGCACGGCUCUCGGUUAUUGGCUGUUUUCUUGGGAUAAAUCGAACGGUGACAGCGAUGACUGCUGCUUAUAAAUUUUACAUCGAAUACGUAUUUUAUCCUGAUAUCGAUAUUAUUUUGUCCCCUGAUGUAAGACACGUUAUAAUUGUAAAAAUUAUGAUAUUCUUAAUAAAUUUUUCAUACCAA
Messenger RNA from Apis laboriosa (Himalayan honeybee), 584 nucleotides. Its product is annotated as high affinity copper uptake protein 1-like. Gene Ontology annotation, biological process: copper ion transmembrane transport. The transcript is spliced from 4 exons. Gene Ontology annotation, molecular function: copper ion transmembrane transporter activity. The coding region runs from base 74 to 472 and encodes 132 amino acids. The record is from RefSeq and is a predicted model, not a curated record. Lineage: Eukaryota; Metazoa; Arthropoda; Insecta; Hymenoptera; Apidae. Gene Ontology annotation, cellular component: membrane.